Molecule: messenger RNA, 854 nt
Organism: Ochotona princeps (American pika)
Lineage: Eukaryota; Metazoa; Chordata; Mammalia; Lagomorpha; Ochotonidae
Gene: CTXND1
Product: cortexin domain containing 1
Exons: 3
Coding region: 368-547 (59 amino acids)
Source: RefSeq, a predicted model, not a curated record
UCAGAGCCCCCGCUCUCCUGGCCCCGGCUCGCCCGCGCCGCCCGGCCGCUGACUCAGCCGCAGCCGGGCCGCUGCCCGCCGCGCCGGCCCGGGCCUCUCGCAGCAAAGCCCUGUUCCCCGCGCGGUCCGCCACCCCGCCGGGGACCGCCGCGGUCGCCCCAGGCUCCCUCGAGCGCACGGGACGGGCCAGGCCAGCUGUGGCUGGCAUGCCCCGCCUCUCCCCUGUGAUGCCUGCCUGCUCCCUGACUCUCCUGGCACACUCUGACCCAAGGUCCCGAUGAAGUAGUGAUCUCUCCAACCAGCAGGAGUAGAAAAUGGUACCAGUCAAGCCCCAGCCGGAGGAGGAGCCUGCGGUCACUGCCCCGAGAUGGAGGAGGCCACGCCAGAGCCCGCCUACGUGGACGUGGACAAGGGGCUGACCCUGGCCUGCUUCGUCUUCCUCUGUCUCUUCCUGGUUGUGAUGAUCAUUCGCUGUGCCAAGGUCAUCAUGGACCCCUACAGCGCCAUCCCCACAUCCACCUGGGAGGAGCAGCACCUAGAUGACUGAACAUAGGGCAGGGAGUGAGAAGGAUGUAAGACUGAGACUUGAGCUGUGUCCCAGCAUGCAUCUCUGUGUGCCCUGCCGCCCAUGUGUGGAGAUGACUCCUCCCAUGAUCUCACAAGGUUCCCGGGAGCCUGGCAGUGAGAUGCCCGAGUGUUGUGGGGGUCCCAGCGAUGGAACAGCCUGAGGUGGGCAUGCUGGGCCAGAACCUAGGGGGCUAAGGUUCCAGUCUGGGAGUUGCUGGGAAACCAAAAAGAGACAUCCUUGCCAGACUUCCAUGCACCUGCAGAUCUGGGUCCUGAGCAGACACUCC